This is a messenger RNA of Lactuca sativa (garden lettuce), 468 nucleotides long. NCBI's taxonomy places the organism in Eukaryota, Viridiplantae, Streptophyta, Magnoliopsida, Asterales, Asteraceae. The record is from RefSeq and is a predicted model, not a curated record.
AUGGUGAAAACGGUUCUUCAUGAGCUUGUAAAGCUUCGUGGGACAAUAAUAAAUGGUCAUUUUUCCAUGGUCCCAAUUGACAUGGAACCCCAACCCAUAAUCCUUGCCUACAUCGAUCUUAAUCUUCAGACAUUGGCUGCUGCCAGAAUGUUGACCCCUGCUGGCCCUGUUGGUCAAACUCAUUGGGGUGAUUCCAUGGCCAAUUAUCCAAUGCCUGCCACGCAUUCUGCAGAUGCCCAAUUGAAGCAUGAACUUUCUGCGAUAUUCAAGAAAAUUGGAGACAAGCAAACAUGCAGUAUCGGUCUAUACGAACUAUACCGUAUAACACAAUUAUACCCACAUGUUGACAUAUCUAUGCUCCUAGACCUUUAUGUGCUGCUGUUAAUCAUGCAUCUCUUUCCUCUACAAACCAAUUCUCUUUUUGAUAGUCAUGCAAAUGCAAAUCCUGGGGCAUAUAGUCCUAUUUGA